Cavia porcellus (domestic guinea pig) is the source of this 2694-nucleotide messenger RNA. It is a transcript of the gene Tnip1, whose product is annotated as TNFAIP3 interacting protein 1. Gene Ontology annotation, biological process: negative regulation of canonical NF-kappaB signal transduction; regulation of transcription by RNA polymerase II; cellular response to lipopolysaccharide. Bases 182 to 2068 code for a protein of 628 amino acids. The transcript has 18 exons. Lineage: Eukaryota; Metazoa; Chordata; Mammalia; Rodentia; Caviidae. Gene Ontology annotation, molecular function: mitogen-activated protein kinase binding. The record is from RefSeq and is a predicted model, not a curated record.
GAGCUGCCUGUCACUCCGCGGGGACUUUCCCGGAGGCGGGGCUGCCUGGCACCAGCACUUCCUCGUCCUGCGCCGUGUCCCCUUCUUCAGCGCCGCGGAGAGCUGUGGGGAAACCGCGGCCGGGACGCUGUCCCGUCCCUCCUCCCUGGACCCUGCUUCCCAGGUGGGCUAAGCCACCCCCAUGGAAGGGAGAGGACCCUACCGGAUCUACGACCCUGGAGGCAGCACACCUCCAGGAGAGGCCUCUGAAGCUCUUGUGCGCCUAGUGGAGGAGAAUUCUCGGCUGAAGGAAAAAAUGCAAGGGAUAAAGAUGUUAGGGGAGCUUCUGGAAGAAUCCCAGAUGGAAGCAUCCAGGCUCCGGCAGAAGGCAGAGGAGCUCGUCAAGGAUGACGAGGCGCCACCGUCUCCUUCCUUGGGCUCCUUUGACCACCUGACUGAGCUCACAGGAAAGGACCCUAGCGUCACAGCACCACCCACUGCUCCUGCACACCCAAGCGACAAGUCCACACCAGGCCCAAAGCCUCCGUCUAGUGGCACGUCCUCUGAAUUUGAAGUGGUCCCCUCUGAGGAGCAAAGUUCUCCACCGGACAGUGGCAGCCACCCCAGGCACUCGAUGGAGCCAGGCCCCUUGCCCCGCGGGGACGGCAAUCUGAUGCAGCACCUGCAGCGCCUGGAGACCACCCUGAGCGUGUGUGCAGAGGAGCCUGACCACAGCCAGCUCUUCACCCACCUGGGCCGUAUGGCGCUGGAGUUCAACCGUCUAGCCUCUAAGGUGCACAAGAACGAGCAGCGCACCUCUAUCCUGCAGACGCUGUGUGAGCAGCUUCGGAAAGAGAAUGAGGCCCUGAAGGCCAAGCUGGACAAGGGCCUGGAGCAGCGGGAUCAGGCUGCAGAGAGGCUGAGAGAAGAGAAUAUGGAGCUCAAGAAGUUGUUGAUGAACAGCAGCAACAAAGAGGGCACCUGCGGGCGGCCAGGCUCACCGAAGACAGAGGGCGCUAGUGAGAAGACAGCAGCCAGGCAGCAGCAGGCCAGUGUGAUGCCAGGUAAGGCCCCGGAGCUGGGGGCCUUGGGUGCAGCUGAGAAGAAGGUGAGGAUGCUGGAGCAGCAGCGCAUGGAGCUGCUGGAGGUGAACAAGCAGUGGGACCAGCAUUUCCGGUCCAUGAAGCAGCAGUAUGAGCACAAGAUCACUGAGCUGCGCCAGAAGCUGGCAGACCUGCAGAAGCAGGUGUCGGAACUGGAGGCCGAGCGGGAGCAGAAACAGCGUGACUUUGACCGCAAGCUGCUGCUGGCCAAGUCCAAGAUUGAAAUAGAGGAGACGGACAAGGAGCAGUUGACUGCUGAGGCCAAGGAGCUGCGCCAGAAGGUGAAGCACCUGCAGGACCAGCUGAGCCCUCUCACCCGGCAGCGCGAGUACCAGGAGAAGGAGAUCCAGCGGCUCAACAAGGCCCUGGAGGAAGCGCUGAGCAUCCACGCCUCCCCGUCAUCCCCUACAGCCUUUGGCAGCCCGGAGGGCGCUGGCAGCCUCCUGAGGAAGCAGGAGCUGGCCACGCAGAAUGAGCUGCUGAAGCAGCAGGUGAAGAUCUUUGAGGAGGACUUCCAGCGGGAGCGCAGUGACCGAGAGCGCAUGAACGAGGAGAAGGAGGAGCUCAAGAAGCAGCUGGAGAAGCUGCAGGCCCAGGUCACCUUGUCCAACACGCAGCUGAAAGCAAUGAAGGAGGAGGAGAAGGCGAGAGAAGCCUUAAGGCAGCAGAAAAGGAAGGCCAAGGCCUCAGGAGAGCGCUACCACGUGGAGUCCCACCCAGAGCACAUGUGCGGGGCCUACCCCUACGCCUACCCACCCAUGCCAGCCAUGGUGCCACACCACGGCUUCGAGGACUGGUCCCAGAUCCGCUACCCUCCACCCCCCAUGGGCAUGGAGCACCCGCCCCCCAUCCCUGGCUCACGCCUCUUCCAUCUGCCAGAAUACACCUGGCGCCCACCCUGUGGCGGGGUUCGGAAUCAGAGCUCCCAAGUGAUGGAUGCGUCCACUGCUAGGCCUGCAGAACCAGAGUCUGCAAAAAAUGACUGAGGGGCCACAGUGAGACCAGAUUGUGUCAUUUGGCUCCACCUUCAUCUUGCAGAGCUGGCUGAUGUCAGAUCAUCGAGGAACUAGAGGCCACAUGCUGUGUUGCCAGUGCCUCGGAACAGGAGGCUGGCAUAGGCGGUGCACUCCACAAGACUGGGGAGGUGCCCUUGGAGCCCCGGGGAGGAACUCACACCUGGCGGCCACCAACACAUGGAAAGACCUGGCUAGCUCCGACUGCCGACCUCUUCUGAAGGCGCAGGAUGUCCUUCCUAAGAGUGGGGUGCAGCCAGGCCCCUUCCUUCCGAAACCUCUGUGGAAGUGUUUCUGGCCUCUUGGGUGCCAGGUCCAGUUGCGUGUAUGUUUGAUUUUUGCUUCAAGUGCUGUUUCAGGGCUGCCCCAUGCCCAUCCCCACCCCUCUGGGAAGAGCUGCAGGAAGAUCGAGCGGGGACCAGCAGGAGGCCAUGGCAGUGGCCCGUCAUCGCUACCACAGCCCAGCGUGAAGGCCACUGCGGCCACAUCUGUGCAGGGUCCCGGCCCCCAUGUCAGGAAGCAGGCCCACACAGGUUGGCUGCCUGUCCUUAUGCACCUGUUUGCACAAAUCGUGGACAUAAAUCCAAGUUGAGUUAGCA